GGCAGUGUCAACAUACGGGAUCCUAAAUCAAACUGCCCUAACUAACCAUAGUCUCUCCGAAAGCUGUUCUGCGCCGCCAGCGGAGUGAACUAGAAAACGUAAGAAAGCGGUUCGGAAAUUGGAAGAGGAAGAUGGCGACGGCGCCGGGAAACCAAAUGCUGGAGGGAGGAGGAGCGCCGCCGCCUCCUGGGACUGAUAUGACCGGAAUAUGCUUCCGAGACCAGCUCUGGCUCAACAGCUUCCCUCUUGAUCGCAACCUUGUCUUCGAUUACUUCGCCCUUUCCCCUUUCUAUGAUUGGACUUGCAACAACGAGCAACUCCGUAUGCGAUCCGUUCACCCCCUCGACCUCUCUCAACUUUCGAAAAUGACGGGGACGGAGUAUAUGCUCAGCGAAGUUAUGGAGCCGCACCUGUUUGUUAUUCGCAAGCAGAAGAGAGAUAGCCCCGACAAAGUUACGCCUAUGCUCGCCUACUACGUCCUCGAUGGUUCCAUAUACCAGGCUCCGCAACUCUGCAAUGUUUUUGCUGCCAGAAUUGGAAGGGCCCUUUAUUACAUACAAAAGGCAUUUACUACAGCUGCCUCCAAGUUGGAGAAGAUUGGAUAUGCUGGGUCAGUGGAUUCUGAAAAUGAGACUGCAUUGGUGGAGUCAAAGACUGCUAAGGAGACGAUUGACAUAAAGGAAGUUAAGCGUGUAGAUCAUAUUCUUGCAUCCUUGCAACGCAAGUUACCACCAGCUCCGCCUCCACCACCCUUUCCAGAAGGGUAUGUACCACCUCCUACAGCUGAAGCUGAGAAAGGCACCGAAACUCAGGAAGCAGCAGAAACACAAGCUGCUACUGCUGAUCCCAUAAUUGAUCAAGGACCAGCAAAAAGAAUGAAAUUUUAAUAUUAAAGACAUACUGCAAUGGCUGUUGAUAUUUAUACAGGUGAAGGAAAUUUAUAUUGUUCCCAACAUGCAGCCUUGCUGGAACAGUGAUUAACUUGAUGCUAUUAUUCUCUGGUCUCUACAGGCGAUGCUCUUUUCCUGUCUUCGCCUUAAAUGUAGAUAUAUGAUCACUGAAAUAGGAUCACACCCUUGUAUUUUCAUUCUAGACAAUUUACUGAGCAAUAGCAAAUGUAAACGAUUGGACAUUUUCUAUUUAUUGCACAUCCUAGUUUUACCUGAACAAUAUUGCGUCCCUUGGAUUGAAUUGUCUUAGAUUCUCGAUUAUGUAGAAACUUAGUGAGCUGUGGAAUUGCUCAAUA
Molecule: messenger RNA, 1246 nt
Organism: Vigna radiata var. radiata (mung bean)
Lineage: Eukaryota; Viridiplantae; Streptophyta; Magnoliopsida; Fabales; Fabaceae
Product: mediator of RNA polymerase II transcription subunit 6
Exons: 5
Coding region: 132-887 (251 amino acids)
Biological process (GO): regulation of transcription by RNA polymerase II
Cellular component (GO): core mediator complex; mediator complex
Molecular function (GO): transcription coactivator activity
Source: RefSeq, a predicted model, not a curated record